This is a messenger RNA of Drosophila persimilis, 553 nucleotides long. RefSeq lists its product as uncharacterized. Lineage: Eukaryota; Metazoa; Arthropoda; Insecta; Diptera; Drosophilidae. The coding region runs from base 1 to 528 and encodes 175 amino acids. The record is from RefSeq and is a predicted model, not a curated record. The transcript is spliced from 4 exons.
AUGCUAUUGGUCCUGCCACUAACCAUACAGUACACCGAACAUGUCGCAAACGAACUUUCUGGAUUAGAUCCCAGGAUCUUCGACUCUGGCAAUCUGCUAAAACCGCGUCAUCAUGAGCCAGCCAUGACGGCCAUUCAUACGCCGCCGAAUCAAACACUGGGCUUCAGCUUCGAGACGCGCUGGAUCCCCACGGUCCUGCGAAUAAUGCUAUUGGUCCUGCCACUAACCAUACAGUACACCGAACAUGUCGCAAACGAACUUUCUGGAUUAGAUCCCAGGAUCUUCGACUCUGGCAAUCUGCUAAAACCGCGUCAUCAUGAGCCAGCCAUGACGGCCAUUCAUACGCCGCCGAAUCAAACACUGGGCUUCAGCUUCGAGACGCAGGGCUUUGCCACAAAUCGAGUCGUAUCCAAGCAUUACCGAGGCGUCGUCGAGACAGACCGAGCACAAUCCCAGCCAGACAGAACCGUAUUCCAGCAUGACAGGAGCGCACCCCUUGCAAGAUCCGAACCCAACAAGCCAUCGUAAUCAUUCGACCUGGCCAUCGACAACA